Botrytis porri is the source of this 723-nucleotide messenger RNA. RefSeq lists its product as uncharacterized. The transcript has a single exon. Bases 1 to 723 code for a protein of 240 amino acids. NCBI's taxonomy places the organism in Eukaryota, Fungi, Ascomycota, Leotiomycetes, Helotiales, Sclerotiniaceae. The record is from RefSeq and is a predicted model, not a curated record.
AUGUCCGAGCCCACCACCCCUCCUUCUCCUAACAAAUUCAACUUCAUCGACACUCUUCCCACCUCCCCAUGUGGUCGUGGAGCCAUUAUGUCAAGGCCCCCCCCCCUCGUCAUUCAAAUCUCGAACUCCGAUAAAUUCAGGAGGAGAGUGGCGUCAAUAUUUGAGUCGCUCUAUGACGAAGAGCCUAAUACCAAGUGUAAGGCCGAGCCUGAGAAGGUGAUUGAACUUGCUUCUCCAUUAUGGAAAGAUGCAGCUCUUGAGCUCGUCCCUGGAAACGAACCGGAAGUUGAAGAGAACAAGAAGGCACUCGGAAAGCCAGAAGUUGAUCGUAUCGAAGUGGUCGACGGACAUCUUGCAAAGGAAUUGCCCCCAUCGCUGGAGUCGACAGACACCGAAUCACUCGAGAAAGCCGCGGAGGAGGUCUUAUCAGUGGCUUUUACAGAACCAGAACUCACUGAAGUAAUAACAUACUCUCCAAUCCAUUCUGAUACACCUCCUGCAGUCUUAGCUGAUCCAGUCGAAGCCAUCUGUAGUGCUAACUACACUGCUGUGACUGAAGUCUCUCAAAUGGAAUACGUACCUAGCAUCAUCGAAAGAGACGCCGAAAAGUUUAAAAUCCGUCACGAAUGGACUGGAACAUGUCAAUUUGAUCUCAUCACUGAGGAAUCCAUCGAACUUCAGAAAGAGGCAAGUUUCACACAAAAUCUUGAAUGCGGUAACUAA